AUAACUUCUCCAAAAAGUUAGAGAAAUGAUUCAUUAAAUAGACAGAUCUAGUUGAAGUAUGGUAGCCUAGUGGUUAAGGUUUAAAUGUUUCUACAUCAAAGUUUAGGGUUCAAAUUUGAGGCUAUGCAAUUUUUUUGCAUAUUGCAUAUUAUAGGAGGUCCAUGUUUUAAUUCCCGAAAAAUGCGAUUUAUUAAACAAUUAUGCAGACUACGGAAAAAUAGCUUACAAGGGAUCUUCAACAUAGUACAAGUAAAUCCGGUCAGACUUGAAUCUUCAUAGGACGGCUCAGGUGAUGCAGUUAGGCGUAGAUCCUCAUAAGACAUAUAGUAUUGUCGGUUGUCGAAUCGUCUAUGUAAUUGUAAUAUCAUAAUAAAUCAGCGUUAAAAAAAAAUAGACAGACCCUUAUAAUAUUAUAUUUAACAAUAUCUCUACGCAAGAAAUUAACUCACGAGUAAGUACUCUCUUAGUCCAGUGAUUUGACCAAAUGUUCAUUAACGCGUCUACACCAAUAGGUCUGGAUUUCAAUUCCCGGAGAAUGCAUAAUUAUGCGAAUUAAAGGAGAAAAUGUUUACAAGAGAUCUGCAGCAUGGCGCAAGGAGUACCGUCAAGCAUGGAUCCCAUAGGACGGCUUAGGUAAUGCAGUCAGGCGUGAAUCCUCAUACGACAGGUAGAAUUGUCAGCUGUAGAAUCGUCUGUAAUAUUUCUCAUAGUUGUAAUAGCAUAAUUAUCCAGCGUUAAAAAAAAUACUUCUUAGACUGAUACAUAAACACAUAAAGUAAUCAAUAACUUUGUGGAUAUAACAAAAACGUGUUUUAUUUUCCUAUACAUGAUUUUGACCAUGUCAUUACAUUUUACAAAUUUUACGGAUCAGUAGUUCUUUGACCUGUAUUGCAACGCAGCAAAGGUUAGCUUUUUCACUAACAUUUUCAAAUAAAUAACAAGAUGCUAGCUGAUGCCAAAUAUAUUGAAUUCAUAAAAAACCAAUAGCUCUAAGGAAAUUUUAUUAUAUAAGGAACAUAGAUUUUGAAAGAAAAUGGAAUAAGAAUAAAUGUAAGAUUUGAUAAGUGGAGGCUUUGAUAUUCGAAUAUUAGGUUAAUGGACCGACUUUGUUUCCAUCCCUAUAAAUUCCCCAAAUGAAAUCUCAUUUAACUCAUGCAGAUUGGAAUAAAACACACACACAAAUACAAACAAAAAAACAUACGCUCAAACUUGAUUCCGUCCCUGCAACAUCCAUUACUCAAUUUGCCUUUAUUUCUCUUCUCACGCACAAAGUACACACACACAAAUUAUACAUGGAUCAAGGAGGUCGGAGCGGUGGUGGAGGAGGAGCCGAGCAAGGGAAGUUCCGGGGAGUAAGGAGACGGCCUUGGGGAAAAUAUGCAGCGGAAAUAAGAGAUUCGAGAAAGCAUGGCGAGCGUGUGUGGCUAGGGACGUUUGACACCGCGGAAGACGCGGCUCGAGCCUAUGACCGAGCCGCCUAUUCAAUGAGAGGCAAAGCCGCAAUUCUCAACUUCCCUCAUGAGUACAACAUGGGAAGCGGAUCUUCCUCUAACUCUGCAGCCACUGCGGCAAACCCUUCCUCGUCGAGGCAAGUUUUUGAGUUUGAGUACUUGGACGAUAGUGUUUUGGAGGAACUUCUUGAAUAUGGAGAGAACUACAACAAGAAUAACGUUAACAUGGGUAAGAGGCAAUAAAGGGAAUGCAGUCGUAAUACGUUGAAAGUUACGUGACAGACAUUCCCAUUCAUAACAAAAACAAUCAAUCCCAAUCAUACAAGCUGUAUUAUCACAAAAGUAUUAUUAUUGGCAAAUAAACUGUAAUGUCAAUCGAUUUCUACAACGAAUAAGAUUCUUUAAGCGGGUCAUUUUAAUUUCUAGGACUUUAAAAUUCAAGCGGCUGGGUCCUUCUGUAAUUAGUUUUGAGAAAAAUGUAAUAAUCACCAUUUGAAUAAAAUGAUUAUAUGAAACAUUAUUUUAUG
Molecule: messenger RNA, 1978 nt
Organism: Brassica napus (rape)
Lineage: Eukaryota; Viridiplantae; Streptophyta; Magnoliopsida; Brassicales; Brassicaceae
Product: ethylene-responsive transcription factor 14
Exons: 1
Coding region: 1134-1694 (186 amino acids)
Biological process (GO): ethylene-activated signaling pathway; regulation of DNA-templated transcription
Molecular function (GO): DNA binding; DNA-binding transcription factor activity
Source: RefSeq, a predicted model, not a curated record